Messenger RNA from Epinephelus fuscoguttatus (brown-marbled grouper), 935 nucleotides. RefSeq names its product linkage group 4 C15orf40 homolog (gene lg4h15orf40). Bases 108 to 671 code for a protein of 187 amino acids. The transcript is spliced from 5 exons. The record is from RefSeq and is a predicted model, not a curated record. Gene Ontology annotation, cellular component: cytoplasm. NCBI's taxonomy places the organism in Eukaryota, Metazoa, Chordata, Actinopteri, Perciformes, Serranidae.
CGGAAGUUUAUAUUUUGAAAAGCGGAAGUCUCAAUGUUUACAUGGUUAGCAUUUCUGUUCCCUGUCUAAGCUAACAGCUCACAAGCUAACAGUUAACAAGCAGGUGGAUGUUUUCCCGGUCAGGUUUAUCUAUAAUUCUUACACGGUUAUCUGAAUCUGUUCAGUCGUUCAAAGCUGUGACGUUAAACCGUUUAUCUGACGUCGUCCCGGUGCUCAGCCGCCCGUUAACCGUCCUCUCCCGGUGCAGACUGCCUCCUCUGCCCGGUGCUCACCGGUUAGCAAGUUCCUCCAGAAACAGACCAAUGCCCAAAAAAGAGAAAGCGGUGAAAGGACGGCCGGCUGCCAGUGUAGCAGCAGAGGCAGAAGCUUCCUGUCCAGUGGCUCGAGACAAAAGUGGAGCCGUCACCAUAACGGUGCACGCCAAGCCCGGCUCCAAACACAGCGGCAUCACAGAGGUUUCUGCAGAGGCGGUGGGAGUUGCCAUCGCAGCCCCUCCAACAGACGGAGAAGCGAACACAGAGCUUAUACGCUUCCUGGCUGAAGUUCUGGAGCUGAAGAAAAGUCACAUCUCUCUUGACAAGGGCUCCAGGUCCAGAGACAAACUCAUCAGAGUGGACUCCUCUCUUAGUCCGGAGGAGGUGUUGAGGAGGCUUAGACAGGCUGCAGGCUGACAGGAGGGAGAGGGGGAGGUGAAUGGAGGCUGACACAUGCUGCAGGGCCACACACAGGAGGACAGAGGAUGGAGGAGGCCUUCACAGCUGGACCAGUAUGGCUACUGGGAAACCUGGAGAAAGCACAACAUCACCAUGGAAACAGACUGAUCCACCAGUGAGCAGGAGGCGUGUCCAGUGCUGGAGAGAUGUGACUGGAUAUGAUGUUUAUAUGUUGAGAUGUCUGGAAUGACUCAUGUUUGUGAUAUUUAUUUAAAUGACUUU